This is a messenger RNA of Salarias fasciatus (jewelled blenny), 7417 nucleotides long. RefSeq lists its product as uncharacterized. Lineage: Eukaryota; Metazoa; Chordata; Actinopteri; Blenniiformes; Blenniidae. The record is from RefSeq and is a predicted model, not a curated record. Gene Ontology annotation, molecular function: DNA-binding transcription factor activity, RNA polymerase II-specific; DNA binding. Gene Ontology annotation, cellular component: nucleus. Bases 32 to 6814 code for a protein of 2260 amino acids. The transcript is spliced from 10 exons. Gene Ontology annotation, biological process: regulation of transcription by RNA polymerase II.
UAGCUGCUACGAGCGGGGCUUCGCGGCCAGUAUGGCGGAGGACGGCACCGAGCUGCGGGCGCUGGAGACUCAGCUACAGCUGCUGCUGGGCGGGGAGCCGCCGCGGGGGGACGGACAGCGCUUCUGCGCCCACUUCUGCACCCUGGUGGAGCAGCAGGCGUCCCGCUGCCGCCUGCCUGUGCCUCAGCUCCGGGUCCUGCAGGUGGCGCUGUGCUACUUCAGCAGAGCGUGGGCUGGAUUCUCGUCCCCCUGUGACCACGUCCUGCACACUGUGAGCAGCCUGGCACUGAGUAUCUUUGAGCUGCUGCUGUUUUUCGAGCAGAGGGACUUCGAGCAGGAGCCGCUCAGACACUUCUCCGUCACAUUCCAGGAAUGCCACUCGGCCCUGUGGAGGCUCCAGAACGUGCACCUGCUGCAGGUGGAGCGAGCGGUGCGGCAGGGCGGGCCGUGGGCCAGCCCCGCCCUGCAGGCCAUCCUCAGAGAGGACACUUUACCUCAGAAGGAAGUGGACGGGUUCAUCGGCUCGGAGCUGCCGGUCUUCUUGGAGCUGCGGGUGCUCUACCUGCUGUCCUGCCAGCGUGUCCCCGAGGCCAUGGCUCUGGCUCGCCGCUGCGCCCGCCACCCGGUGGCGGGCCGCCACGCCUUCUUCCUCCAGGUCUACCUCACGUGGCUCUGCAAGACGACGCAGCUGGACCGCCUGCACCGGGAGGUGGCGGGUUUUAACGGCAAAGACGCCGUGCACAUCAUCUGCAGCUUGGAGAGUGAGGAGGACGACGAGCUGCUGCUGGCGCUCUGCACGGCCUUCCUGUCGCAGCAGCUCCGCAGAGGAGACCUCUACUAUCUGUGCGACCUGGUGUUCGUGUGGACGAAGCUUCACAGUCGGUUGAAGACGCCGAUGCAAGCCAUGCUGGCAGAGAGUCAGCAGCUGAUGCAGUCCGCCACCAACAUCAGCUCCAUCUUCCCCUUCAUCAGAGCCAUACUGCCAGAGACGGGCGAGGCCGGUGUCCAGUUCUGCGUGGAGCUGUGCGCCAACGCCCUGCAGUCCCGCCUGCCCUGCGACGCCACCACCAAGACCCUGAUCUACAAGACCAUCGCCGGCCUGCUGCCCGGCGACCUGGAGGUGUGCCGGGCCUGCGCCCUGCUGGUCUUCUUCCUGGAGCGCAGCGUGGAGGCCUACAAGACGGUCUACCUGCUCUACCUGCACCCCGAUCAGGAGUACCACGUGGACUGCUGCCCCAUCGGGAACCGCGUCCGCUUCGAGACGCUGCAGAUCCUAAAGAAGGACUUGUGCUUUGACCCGGAGUUCUGGAACCUCAUGGCUCUGCGGACCAGCUGUCUGAAGCUGAUGAGCGAGAAGGUGGUCAGCGCCGCCCUGGAGGAGAUCAUGGAGGACAAGUGGAUCUCCAGCUACUGCACCAAAGAGUCGUCCACGAGGAGGAGGGCGCUUCAGACGGCGGAGAAGAAGCGGCGCCACAGAGACCAGGCCUCUGACGCCACGUCCAAGAGGCUGAAGGCGGAGCCCGACGGGAAGAGGCGGGGCUGCCGGACUACCCGGCCGCUGAAGGAGGCGGCGGCCCAGCCGCUCCGGCGCUCCUUCUGGCAACUGGACCGGCUCCGGGACAACGGCGAGCACCGGCGCACCACCCGCCUGUCGGAGAAGAGCACGCAGAAACGCAGGAUCAGGACGCCCCGCUGGCUCCUGGAGGACUCGGGAACGCUGGAGAACAACGCUCCCCUGAAGAUGAAGAAGCACGGCUUGAGAGAGCACAAGAACCACCGGCCCGCCGUGGUCAGCAGGUCCCACGGCGUUCCCUUCAAGAACGGCGUCCGGCACAAGAACCUGGAGGGGAAGACGAAAGAGAACGGCGUCAGGCACCAGAAGGGCUUUCCGUCCGACGGCGUGAAAGCGGCGCCGGCUCCCCAGGUGGUCCUGGAGCUGUCCUUACCUGACAACGAGCUGCUGUUCACCGAGGACGCCUGCAGCAGGCAGAGGGGGAUCCCCCCGGUGCUCCUCUACCGGCCCACCAUCAAGCUCCCAGAGGCCUCUCCGCCCGCCAAGAGCCCGCACGGCAGGGAGGUCAUCCUCAGGGCCCGGGACGCCGCCAUGCUGGUGCAGCAGCUGCACUGCUACGCCCGCAGGGUGAAGGGGAGGGGCCUGGGCCUCAGCGCCCACGGCUCCGUGUCCACCAUCACCCGCUCCUCCGCACAGGGAAGUCCUCCCAAAGACCCUCCACCGGAGCCCUGUUCCAGACCCGAGGCUAAAGGCGGAGAGCCCCCGCAGGUCCCGGCCGCACGGACCGUCCUUCGAAAGCUGUCGUCGGCGAGGGAGACCUCCCAGAAGUCCACCGAGGACGGACCGGGAGCGCCGGACUGUGAAGAGCCCGCCGUAGAAAUGAAGGUCACCUUCGCCUCGCAGUCCCCGGUGUUAGAGAGAGUCUGUAAAGCCGGAGAACAGCAGGCCCCACCCAGCUCAGCAGCAGAGGAGAACCCCCCCGUUCUAGAUAAAGUCACAGACACUGCAGACCGGGAGGAAGCAGCUCCUGAAGGUGGAGACGAGGAGCAGAGGCCACAGUCAUCCCUACCCACGACAGAAACCCACCCCUCCCAGAUCCCUUCACAACAAGACUCAAUAGACACUUCCUGUCCGGCCACAGACCAGGAGGACUUCUCUGCCCUCAUGCCGGGAACAGAAAUGGUUCCACAGCUUCUCUCCGAGCAGUUUUCCACAGACCCGGACCACAACCAACAUCAGGAUUCAGGGAACGGUGCCUCCGAAGAGCCUACCAGUCCUCACAAAGUGCCAUCUACCUCCAGCUGCUCGCCCUCGCUUCAUGAGGUUUCUCUGGUAGGUGAACCAGGCAGCACCCGGGAUUCCGGUCCACGCGUCCCCGAGGACGAAGAGCCGGUGGACAGCGAGCCGGAGACGGAGGAGUCCAAACUGGAUUACUGCUGCACCUUCUGCAACAAGGACUUCAAGGGCCGGCGCGUGGUGGAGCACGCCAUGUUCCACUACCGGCGGGACGAGUGCAUGUUCUGCGGGCUGGCCUUCAGGGACGACCUCCUGGCCAUGAUGCACCUGUCGGACCACAUCGAGAAGCUGAAGAGGCUGAAAGACUCGCCCGGGAGCAGAGUCAAGGCCAGCACCAAAGAUACCUCCGCCAAAGCUCAGCCCAAAAACACGUCGUCAGGGAGGCCCAGGAAGUCCGCCGUCUGCCCGAAACCCUCCAGACCGCGCUGUUCGCCGGAUUCUAACCGGCUCCGAUCGAGAAUGUUGAGAUCCAACAGCAAGCCGGCAGAUGAAAAGCAGGCUGCUCCCAAACCCACCGUUCUCAAGUUGAACGGGCACACAGGCCGAGGGAAGGAGUUGAAGAGAUUAAAACACAACUUGAAAGCCAAAACCUCUCAGGAAACACAGAGCGACGGAGCUCCAGAUCACAAGCUGCGCAAACACAAAGAUGUGGCACCGAAACCCAACAGGUCCUCAGAAGACCAGGAGAGGACUUCCCCGUCUCCUCAGGUCCCCAAGACAAACACCAAACCCAACCGAAAAGCCGCGGAAGAGAAGGCUGUAGCUCCAGAGGAGAAAGUGCACUGCCAGGUGGACGGGUGCUCCUGGUCCGCGGACCUGUCCAAGAGCCGGGUGGCCCUGCUGUACCACGCCCUGGAGGAGCACCCCGGCCACCCGGAGCCCCUGAAGCUGGCCUUCAGCAAGGGCAACGGGAAGUGCACCAUCUGCAUGAGGGUGCUGUGGAGCUUCGAGCACUUCCGCCACCACGUGGAGAGGCACCGGCUCACCCCCCGGCACCCCUGCCUCCACCAGGGCUGCGCCGCCCGCUUCAAGACCGGCAUGGAGAUGAGGAGGCACACCCGGAAGCACAGCCCGCUGCAGGCGGCGUGCUGCCUCCCCGGCUGCUCGCGCCUCUUCAUCUGCCUCUGGGCGCUCAACCUGCACGAGCGCGAGCACUACGCCCGCAAGAGCAGGGACACCGACGGGGGCGGCGCCGAGAACCCGCCGAGUCCCGAACAGGCCCAGCACCACCCACCCAAACACAAGGCUGGUGCCCGAGCCCCGAAACACCACCAGAGCGCGGACUCCAACGUGUUGAAGAACCUGUCCAACAAGCACGCCUCGGCGGACACGGCCGCCCCGCUGCUGAGGCUGCGAUUGAGAAAAGCAGCCAGCUCGCCUCCCAAAGUCCACAGAGUCGUCUCAUCACUCAUGAAGCGCUGCAGGAAGGUCAGGCACAAGUUGACCAAACAGCAAGUGAGCGUGGACAAAGGUCCCAGGAGGAGAGGCCGUCCCCCGAAGACCAGGAGAGACGAGAACACUGCUGGUCUCAGGGAAACCGUCACACUCAAGAGCAAGAAGGGCUGUCCUCAGCCGCCUCCUCCCAGCAGCCAGGAGCAGGACGAUGGGACCAGAAGGCAGAUCCGGGUUCCAGGAAGACCCUCACAGACUCCAGCAGGUGAGUCCAGACUGAGGCCACCUGUCAAAAGGAGUCACCUUGAAGAGGACCUGGGGUCGUCUGGCGGUUCACAGCCAUCUGUCAGCGCUCCACAGCACAAAACGCCAAAGCAGAACGCCACUAGGAGGAAAUCGCACACCAAGACUCACAAAGGUGCCAUUGGGAAGGUCCACAAAAACCAUCAAGUCUCAUCAACACUGGAAAGACCUGUCAAGACCACUUCUGCUGUCCUCCAGCCCCAGUCCACAGCAGGGGCUGGUGGAGAAGGGUCCAAUGAGGAGGCGAGACAGACAGAACCAGGGGACUCCAAACCAGCUGUCCUACCAGCCACCGCAGAGGAACCCCAGAGUCUGGAAUCUGAGGACAAACUCAAGACACUUCCUGUCCCACCAUCCAUAGAGAAUAACCAGAGUCCGAAAUCUGAGGACAAACUCAAGACACUUCCUGUCCCACUAUCCAUAGAGGAACCCCAGAGUUUGGAAUCUGAGGACAAACUCAAGACACUGCCUGUGCCACUGUCCAUAGAGGAACCCCAGAGUCUGGAAUCUGAGGACAAACUGGAGGCGCUUCCUGUCCCAUCGUCCAUAGAGGAACCCCGGAGUCUGGAAUCUGACAAAAGACCCAAGAAACUUCCCGUCCUACCAGCUACUAUAAAGGAAGCCCAGAGUCUGGAAUCUGAGGACAAACUGGAGACGCUUCCUGUCCCACCAUCCAUAGAGAAUAACCAGAGUCUGGAAUCUGAGGACAAACUGGAGACGCUUCCUGUCCCACCAUCCAUAGAGAAUAACCAGAAUCUGGAAUCUGAGGACAAACACAACACACUUCCUGUUUCACUGUCCAUAGAGGAACCCCAGAGUCUGGAAUCUGAAGAUAAACUCAUAAACCAUCUGGUACCACCAACCAUCACUCAGAAUAACCAGAAUCUACAGUCUCUCGACAAACCCGAGACUCUUUCUGUUCCCCCAAUCACAGAGUGUAACCAGAGUCUGAAAUCUGAGAACAAACACAAUGAACUUCCUGUCUCCCUGACUACCCAGAGGCUUCAGUCUGAAGACGAACUCAUCAACCAUCCUGUACCACCAACCACAACAGAGGAUCACCAGAGUCUACAAUCUGAAGACAAACCCAAGACACUUCCUCUUACAACCCCAGAGAAACCCCAGAGUCUACAGUCUGAUCAAAAACCUAAGAAACGUCCUGUCCCCCCAACCACACAGAAGCCCAAGAAGCUUCCUGUCCGACCAGCCUCACAGAAACCCAAAAAACCCAAGAAGCUUCCUGUCCCCUCAACUACCCCGAGUCUACAGUCCGACAAAAAACCCAAGAAGCUUCCUGUCCCCCCAAGUACCCCGAGUCUACAGUCCGACAAAAAACCCAAGAAGCUUCCUGUCCCCCCAACUAUCCCGAGUCUACAGUCCGACAAAAAACCCAAGAAGCUUCCUGUCCCCCCAACUAUCCCGAGUCUACAGUCCGACAAAAAACCCAAGAAGCUUCCUGUCCGACCAGCCUCACACAAACCCAAAAAACCCAAGAAGGUUCCUAUCCCCCCAACUACCCCGAGUCUACAGUCUGAAGACGAAGCCCAGAAGCUUCCUGUCCCUCCUGCCACACAGAAACCCAAGAAGCCCCAGAAGCCUGGUGUUCCACCAAACAGUCAGAAAUCCCAGACUCUGCAGUCCCAGGACAAGCCCAAGAAGCCCCGGAGUAAAAAUGAAAAUCCUUCAGAUGGAAAGAAGAACAAGACUGCCGAUAAGAAACCUGCCAGGGAGAAACGGCCCUGCAAAGCCUCUGUCCCGUCAAAAUGUGAAGUGAAGCAGGACGGAGUGUCCCGUCCCCCUGCAGAGGGAGGACAGUCCAUCAAGUCUAAAGCUGUGAAGAACAGGAGGAAGAGUCAGGUCCCGGAUCCGGACGAUGGAGUCGCCGCCAAGAAGCCACGCAAAGACGCCCGAGCACCACCCGAGGCUGAACGCCUCCCCCUCGCUCUCCAGGGGGCGGAGCAGAGCUCGCCGCCAGAAUGGCCUCCUCCGCCCGCCGCGGUGGUCAGGAGACGGGCGUCCAACGGCGGCAACUUCUCAGUGUGUAAGGAGACCCUGGAGAGGUACAGCAAGAAGCCCUACCUGCGCCUGCCCCCCACCGUGUACCUGGACGAGAGGUACACCGCCAUGCCCAGACGCAGGAAGGAGCCGUCCCCCGGCCCCCCCGAGCCCCAGGCCUGCCCCGGCCCCCUGCAGAGACACCGCUGUCCCACCUGCUUCUCCACCUUCCACUGCGACCAGGAGCUCCAGGGGCACCGCACGCUCAACAAGUGCUCCGCCUUCUUCGGGUUCGACUCCGACAACGACGACUGACGGAGGCUGGUGUGUGGGACCGUGGGAGAGGAGACGCCGUCCCCAUCGUCCCCGCCGUCCCCGGCCGCUGCAUGUGCCUGAGGAGGAAGAAGAGGCUGGUCCUGAAGUGCCUGAUGUGGCGGCCCCCCUGCCCCCCCUGCCCCCCUGCCGUGGCGGGCUCGGCGCUGACUGGAUGGGGCCGGCAGCCACAGAGCCCCGCCUCCUCGUCAGUAAGCCAUAAAGGUUUCGCGUCGCUCGCUCUUUGCACUCUGCUUCCUGCCUCUCACCUCACACUGAAAGCGAGGACUUCACGUUCACCUGGUUUAACUUCCUGGAGUCCAGCGGCUCGCCCUGCUCUCCCCCUGCAGUUUCCUCUCCCACCAGUAGAGGUCAGCGUUCCUCCACUCAGCAAUAACUCAGCCCAACAUGGCCGACGUUCCGCCUCAUUGUCAAACUGUUACUGGGAGCUUCUAUUUAUUUAUCUCUCGUUUUCUAUCUUUUGUAAAUAUUGAAGAGUUCCGAUGGCCUAUUAUUAUUCUGAUAAUUAUUAUUCUAUAAGGGGGGUGUUGAAGCAGGGUUUAUAUUUUGUUCUUGAUGAGAAAAAUUAAAGUAAUUUCAAAUGGA